CGAUAAGUUUGUAAACAAUUAUAUAACGCUUUCUUUUAAUGAGAUUUAAAUUUAAUUCAUUUAAAACUUGUGUUCAAUUGAUUGGCAUUUAUCUGAAGAAAUCGCACAAAUCGUGUUAUCUAUCACCAAAAGAGUCAUUAAAACUAAUCAGCGGUUAAAAUGUUUGAGUUGGUGUCGGAAUGGAUGGUGUGGUUGUCUGUGUGGUCGGUGCAAAGUCCGGGUCAGUUCUUGUAUACAGUUCUGCUAAUACUGUCGCCAUUCUUCGCCAUAAGUGCUUACCUUUCGUGGAAAUUAUCCAAACAUAUAGAGACGAAGAACCGGAAGAAUAAACUCAAGAAUAAACGCAUCGAUAAUAUUAAACAACGAAAGAAACAGAAAUAGAUUUCU
Molecule: messenger RNA, 387 nt
Organism: Medioppia subpectinata
Lineage: Eukaryota; Metazoa; Arthropoda; Arachnida; Sarcoptiformes; Oppiidae
Source: the annotation of a GenBank genome assembly